Labrus mixtus (cuckoo wrasse) is the source of this 1444-nucleotide messenger RNA. RefSeq names its product gamma-glutamyl hydrolase (conjugase, folylpolygammaglutamyl hydrolase) (gene ggh). The coding region runs from base 208 to 1170 and encodes 320 amino acids. NCBI's taxonomy places the organism in Eukaryota, Metazoa, Chordata, Actinopteri, Labriformes, Labridae. The record is from RefSeq and is a predicted model, not a curated record. Gene Ontology annotation, cellular component: vacuole. The transcript is spliced from 9 exons. Gene Ontology annotation, molecular function: gamma-glutamyl-peptidase activity. Gene Ontology annotation, biological process: tetrahydrofolylpolyglutamate metabolic process.
GCCCUGAUCCUCUUCCGUACCUUAUAUCUCACAACUUCUCAAUUCAUUUGCAUUAGAAAAGCGAAGCACGGUUUAAUGCUACAAUUACAAAAACGUAAAUGAAUAUAUGGGCGCAUUGACUUAUGGGCGUGCUUUACGUGCUUUACGUGCUUUACAUGGGGCCCAGGAUUGUCAGGAAGCACUAUUCAGCAUAACACCGGCGGACGAAUGACGAAUUUACAAGGAGCCCCCGUUUGUUUUACAUUUAGACUAACUAUGUUGGCAUUGAUCUGCUUUGUUCUUUUAUGCACACCGUGUUAUUCUUCAGUGACGAAGAAUGACAGACCAAUUAUUGGUGUUCUGGCUCAAGAGGUUCGUAUACCUAAACUCAAUCAAGACUCUUACAUCGCUGCCUCUUAUGUAAAGUUCCUGGAGUCCGCAGGGGCGAGGGUCGUGCCUGUCAUGAUUGGUCAGACACCAGAGGAGUAUAAAACACUUUUCAACUCCAUAAACGGGAUCCUCUACCCGGGUGGAGCUGUCAGCCUCACCACGUCUGGUUAUGCAAGGGCUGCAAAAAUCUUUUAUGAUCUGGCCAUUGAAGCAAACCAGAAAGGAGACUAUUUCCCUGUGUGGGGAACCUGUCUUGGAUUUGAGCAGCUGACCGUUUUGACAAGUGGAAAAAACCUUCUAGUAAAUACCAACACAAGUGAUAUAGCACUGCACCUGGACUUCACUAACGAAACCGCAGACAGCCGGCUGUUUAAAGGCUUCCCCGCAGAGCUGAUGAAAGGUCUGGCAUCUGAGCCACUGACGGCGAACGUUCACAAGUGGAGUAUCUCAGUGUCGACUCAUGAGACAAAUGAGGAGCUAAACAAUUUCUACAAAGUUCUGUCCACAAAUACAGAUGGAAGAGUUGAGUUUGUGUCAACAAUGGAAGCUUAUGAUUAUCCAAUUUACGGGGUGCAGUGGCAUCCAGAGAAGAAUGCAUUUGAAUGGAGAAAGCCUUACAUCCCACACUCUCCUUCAGCGAUAAAGACCACCUUCUAUACGGCAGAAUUUUUUGUCAAUGAAGCCAGGAAGAACUUGCACAGAUUUAACUCAGAGGAGGAGGAGAGACAAGCCCUGAUUUACAACUACAGUCCCGUUUACACUCAGCUUGGUAGCAGCUUCGAACAAAACUAUUAUUUCUGAUUCAUGCGGAUGGCUGCUUGAAUUCGCUUCUCAGCCUCUGAUUGGCUGUCUCAAUCCCGUGACUUGUGAAUGUUUGCACAUGAUUUGCACUGCACACACUGCUUAACCUGUUACCAAAGAGGUUGUAGACUGUGAAUACAAUAGAUGUAACCUGUAUAAAAAAAGAUGAGCUUAUACUUUCCAUUUACUAUUUAUUCAAUGACUACGUGUAAUAUAAAAAGGAUCAAGUGAUGCGAUGAACUGAAAAAGGAAAUUAAAAUCCAACUCAGGCUUA